ACCUACAAGUGGAACUGGAGCGUAAGAAUCAGGAUCUCAUCCGCACGAAGACAACACUGCUAACAACAUUGGAGAAGAUUAGAGAAGCCGAACGACAAGCAGAGAAACUGCGCAGGAAAACUGUCCUCAUGAGGGGCGGCAGUUUGGAUAUGGAA
Sphaeroforma arctica JP610 is the source of this 155-nucleotide messenger RNA. RefSeq lists its product as hypothetical. The record is from RefSeq and is a predicted model, not a curated record. The transcript has a single exon. The annotation marks the transcript as partial. Lineage: Eukaryota; Ichthyosporea; Ichthyophonida.